Molecule: messenger RNA, 4632 nt
Organism: Linnemannia hyalina
Lineage: Eukaryota; Fungi; Mortierellomycota; Mortierellomycetes; Mortierellales; Mortierellaceae
Source: the annotation of a GenBank genome assembly
AUGGACUCCAGUCUCGAGUUCCUCGGUUCCUUUGACGUUUCUGACUCUCAAGGCACCGUAGUAGCAUCUGCGGAGGAGGUUGACGAGGCACAGGAGGAGGAGGAGUUGUUUUCGGUCCGUUGUCGUACUCGACCAACGCCUGGUACAGAUAGCUCUGGGGACGAGGAGGAGGAGGAGAAGGCAGGAGAUGAAGGGGUGAUAGAUGCUACAGCUCCACCGACAAAGAAAAUGAAGGCUGCCAAGAAGGCUGCUAAGAAGCCCGUUCGUGAGACUAGAGAACUCCCGCCUGUACUAGAUUUCGACAAUAUCUUUCGCCACUACAAGGAUGGACACCCAGCACAAUCCAACCUUCCCCGUGCACUUCGACUCGACAGUGAACUAUCACCAUUGACAAUUUUCACACUCUUCUUCUCCGACCCAGUAUUGACGGAUUUGGCAGACAACACUAACGCAUAUGCAGCAUCAAAAGGAGCCGGCACAGGAGAGGGAUCGCGCCAAUGGGUAAAGACCACACCUGACGAACUGCGCACAUUCCUCGGCAUCAUUGUCUACAUGGGCGUGUUCAGGCAGAACUCUGUCUCUGAGUAUUGGUCAACCUUCCCUGAAUGUCCUCAACACAACAUCACUACCUUCAUGUCCCUCGUCCGCUUCGAACAACUGAAGCGUUUUUUUCAUGUCUCCAACCCCAACGAGCCUGAGCAACAUUGGUUCUCAAAAGUAGAGCCUCAGACUUCAUCCGGCCCAGAGCGAGCAGCCGACGUCGAUGGCGCGGGCAUGUCUACUCACACAACAACAUCUACACGGCAGGCUUCAUCCAGCCCAAAACGAGCAGCCGACGUCGACGAUGCGGACACCGCCGACACUGCUUCCUCUAACAAACGCCUCCGACCCCUCCAAAUCAGCUCCGGGUCGUCGACUCUCGUUGAAGACAUGCAGCGAUUGCUGGCAACACAGCCAUCCCAGAUUCGGUUCGACGAGAGCGGCGCUCUGACCACAAUCUGCGCCCAGGAAAAGGUCAUUGAUUUUCGAUCUGUCGGAGCCGCAAUUGAGAAGAUUCUCUCCUCACGAUUGUCUAAGGACAUCACAAUGCUCCAUAUGGAUGGUCUACGAUCAAUGGAGAAGGAAUGGGCGCACGGCAAACGAGAUCAGGCGCUGUCCAAGCAGUUGGAAACACUUGAACGAGAUUACACGGAGGGCAAGCUGCACAACAAAAGACAGCUAUACAAACGCCUGAAGGCGUCGUACCGAGCACCACCGGAGGCAUUGCGCGCCGUUUCGGAAGUACUGCGUCAGAGUGGAUGGACGAUUUGCCAAUGUCUCAACCAAAGCGACACGUGCAUUGCGCGGACAGUCAACAACGCUGCCGUACCCGGAGAUAUCCGAGUUAUCACCAAGGACUCCGAUCUCAUGGCAUUCGAGUCAAUCAUGUCCGUCACCAUGCCAGUCAAGAACACUUGGACUACUUUCCACAAAGAUGAGCUUCUGAACGAGCAUGGCCUUCCGACCCCUGUACAUCUAACGCUUGCCGCUCUGGUAUCGAACAACGACUACACCAACGGAGUUUUUUCCUAUGGCUUGACAUCCAAUGUCGAUACGAUCCGUCAGUUCAAGAUGACAGGUCUUGAUGGAACGGUUGGCCAAGAUCGAGUGGAGGUGGUUCGGAUCUAUGUUAGGCGCUACCUUGACAUAAUACACCAAAAGGCCCGUACAAUCAAGGACUCAGCCACCCAAAGCGCACGUCGUCGACUGCGAUGCAAUCCUAACCCAACGGUGAAGGCACACGACAAGGAUCUGAGGAGGAUCGAAACGGCCGAUCGACAGCUGCGUGUAGAUGUGACAGAAUUCGGCCAUGCUCUCAAGACAUUCGUGCUUUGCGAGGAAACCACUCUGGACAACAACAGGAUCAGCCCGGCGGCCGAUACACACACACGACUGAUGGCCAUAAUUAAGGAAACAGAAUUCAACAAAGCCUACAAUGAUUGGCGUCGCUUUUCCGCGAGUCGGACGGGAUCGUUGCCGCCUGGGCUGCUAGUAGAUCCAGCUUCUCAGGGGGCGGCGACAGACGCAGAGGCAACGCCACCACCACUCCCAACGGCACCCAAGGCAGGAUCAGCACCAUAUCCGCAAGCUACAUCAGCGGGAUCACCUUCCAUCAGGCAGACGCAUGGCCCAGCCGAACAUCCACCAUCGCACAAGCAAAAGAUUAAAAAACAACGCCGACAUGGUUCACGUGCCCUCCAGCGGCGACGACAGAAGUGGCGUCGUUCCAGAUUCCGCUCGCGCACAGACGUGCAAGAUCGCUAUGUGCCGGACACUGUUUUCCUAGAAAAGGCCAGCCCUGUUGAUGUCGUGGAACUUUCAGGAUUGAAGCCGUCGACCCCCCGUCCUUCAAAGCCCAAGGAGCAAUCCCCCCGUAUCGACCAAGUGCCUGCCCCCGCUGCCAAGAAGAAAAAGAAAAAACUCCUUGGCGAACCUAAAGGAAUAGCUGGACCCAAGGCCUUGAAGAGAGCGUUCCAGUCUGUUUUCGCAACGGUCACGCUCACGACUGGAUCCCUGCAAGGCUGCCUAGGAAGAUCAACCAAUCUGUCGAAAGCAGAGGUUGCGCAGCUAACCCAACACGUGAGUUCGGCAGUCUCUACCGUCAAUAGCGCCAAACACAUUGUGUACAAGCUUAUCGAGAUGCGCAUUCUACAGCCGCUGAUCGAGACUGGACUGAACCAGGCAGAGGAUGGACCGGACGAGAGCUUCCUAGAGAAGAUCCUGGAUUCCGAUUGGGCGGAAAGGUUUGUCCAAAACCUACUGUCCUUCGUCUUGAGGAAUUCCAUUGUCCCCCAAGGACGUCCACCCGCGUCGGACAAGAGCAAGGAUGCUGUCGCUGAAGCAAUCUCGACGUUUAACGAGUUCAAGAAGACGCUGUGCCCAGGGUUCAAAGCCCUCAACUCAACGGAUCUGGCUUUGAGUAAUAUCAUCGCGGAACUUGCACCCAAGAUCUGCCUAGAUCAGAAACUGCAUUACAGGAGAAUACCGGAGACUCUUAGAACAAAGCUGUCCAUUGAUUGCGAUGGUCUUCCUGAAAUAGAUCAAGAUGGCACCGACGCUGGUGGUGAUGCCGGGGCUGCUGACGUUAACGAGGGUGUGGACGACGACGACGCCCUCAAGCGAUCCAAGAAGAUCAUUUUCAAGCCGGGUCAUAUUCAACUCUGCUGGCGAUAUUUCCUCCUCUUACCAUCAUCCAAGCGGCCCCGGUUCUGCACCCAGGCCAAAAUGAGCGAUUCCUUCAUCGACAUCAACGAGGAAGCGUUGGUUGCGCUUCUCUGGGGAGAGAAGGCAGUUCAGUUGGACAACGUAUGGGAGGACACCCGCUACACUCACAACUGGGCAGCGGCAAAACAGCGUUCUUCGUACGGAGAUGUGAUCAAAGAACUAUUCAUCGGUGACCGAGAUGUCAUCAAGGAAGCCAGGAAUAAGCAGCAGACGACAUACGGGAAGAGGACAACAACCAUGGCUGAGCGUGAGGAGGCCCAUCCACACAUCUACGGACAGUUAGAGCUCGCACGGUAUUUGACGAAUAAGGUCAAUUUUUUCCGAGAACGGCACAACGCCUCCCUCACGGCCCCGACACCACCGUUGCCAUCAUCAACGUCAUCGUCAUCGACGACCUCCACCCCACCGCCUCUUCCCACCCCACGUCAGCAGCCGCGUUCUUACCGCUACGCCCUCAACAACUAUAUCAGGACGGAUGGCCACCAGCUGCAGAUUCUCGCGUAUGACCUUACAAAACCCCGCCAAUCCCCAAAUUACAGUGAGUUUCUUUCUAGGAUCGAGAAGCGUUAUCCAACGCGGCAGCAUCUUAUCGACGCGUUUGGCGACGACCUGGAUUCAGUCAUUGUCGUCGGUAUUGAUCCCGGAGAGGUAGUGAGUGGUGCAUUUUGUUUGACACUUCCCGGUGGAAAAGUCAUCAAUCUGCUGAUCAAGAGGGCCUCCCUAUACCAGCCUACUCUGGCCUUCCGAGAUUGGGAACAGCAUUGGAAAAGGCGACACCCAACAGCUGGUCCAGGCGAUGUUGUCGACUCAUCCCUUUGGACACGGAUUACCGACCUGGACAAGCUCACCACUCUCCCGUCUGUCCACGACCUAGAGAAUUCUCUCCCCUCAACAAACUACGACACCUCGUUGGAUGCUUUGACGGCAGCUCACAAGAAGUACUACGAGCAGGAACCGCUGAUCCACGGGAUUUACGCGUCAAGAGAAUGGAAGGUAGCGGUUCACGAGCACAGAAUGGCGAAAAUGUCGGAGUUGGAUCUGGCCGUCGCUGGCGUUUUGCGGAUGGUGGAUGAGGCAUGUGAGGGCGUACCCGUCCACCAAAGAAAAAGUGCUGCGCUCGGAUACAAGGCUGCCCUGGUCGACGAGUAUCUUACUUCCACCAUGUGUCCAACAUGUGUGGUUGAGAACCGAGCCACCCGCCUCGCCAAGCCGUCGAUGAGGACAUGCGCCUGUGUUGAGUGCACUCGGUGGAUUCACCGAGAUGGAGUGGGGGCGCACAACAUCGCUUUGAUCGGAGAACAGUACCUCAAGUCUCUAGGACGGCCCGAGCCCCUUGCAAGACCCCCCAAACAAACCAAACCUCUAUAG